UUCUGUUCAGAAAAUAUUCAGUUUCUUCAAAACUGAGGACGGAUACCCCUUUAAAAAUGGAGAAAGGUUGGGAUGUGUGAGACGAUACAUUAAGGUAACACACUGUCUGUUUGAUAUGGAUGGAACAGUUUUAGAUUCAGAAGUAAUAUAUCAUAAAAUGAUUAAACAAAUAUGUGAAAAAUACAAUAGGAAAUAUCCUAAGGAUUUACAACUGCAAGUGUAUGGAUUAACUGACAGGGAGCUUUGUUCACUGGUUGUAAGAGAAGUGAAGAUACCAAUAUCAGUUGACGAAUUCGAGAGACAGUUAAAUGAUUUGGCUCAAAAAAUGUUACCUAGUGCACCCUUACAGAAAGGAGCCGAACGCCUACUUACUCAUCUUCACGAUUACAAAAUACCAAUGGCUUUAGCGACUAACUCUAUGGAACAAUCGGUCAGGCUCCAUGCCACGGCCAGACCAAAACUGUUUGGGUUAUUUCAUCACAAAAUAAGCGUUACAGACCCAGAAGUGUUUCGGGGUAAACCAAAUCCGGAUAUCUUUCUGGUAGCUGCUUCAAGAUUUCCAGAUAAACCAUCACCAAGACAGUGUCUUGUAUUCGAAGAUUCGGCAGUUGGGGUGCAAUCAGCGAAAGAAGCAGGCAUGCAGGUUGUCAUGAUACCAGACGCGCGGUUAGACCGCGAGCACACACGCCACGCGACGCUGGUCAUCCAUUCACUCCUUGACUUCAGACCAGAGUUAUUCGGCUUGCCGCCUUUUGAUGACGCUCCCAGAAAAUACAAGAGAAUUGAAGAUUUUGAGUCUCAGAAAGAUUAUUAA
This is a messenger RNA of Pararge aegeria (speckled wood butterfly), 814 nucleotides long. Its product is annotated as probable pseudouridine-5'-phosphatase. The coding region runs from base 116 to 814 and encodes 232 amino acids. NCBI's taxonomy places the organism in Eukaryota, Metazoa, Arthropoda, Insecta, Lepidoptera, Nymphalidae. Gene Ontology annotation, molecular function: phosphatase activity. The transcript has 7 exons. The record is from RefSeq and is a predicted model, not a curated record.